Molecule: messenger RNA, 957 nt
Organism: Pieris macdunnoughi
Lineage: Eukaryota; Metazoa; Arthropoda; Insecta; Lepidoptera; Pieridae
Source: the annotation of a GenBank genome assembly
AUGUUAAAAAGUGCGUCUAAAGUUACUAUAAACACUGGUAAUGUGUUGAAUUUAAUUGACAUCAAGAAAAAAGCUGGACAGAAUGUGACUGAAGAGCUGUCAGAAAGUAUAAAACUAACACUCUCGGAGUGGGGUACACAAAACGGCCUGCCCAUACAGAAUGGAUCAACAGAACCCUCACAGCAUUACAUGGUGGUGUCUACCUCAAAAGCCUCUGAAGCUGUUGUCAACAUCACCAGGCCACAUGAUGAUGUCCAAAUCAAGAUGGCUGAGGAGGAUCGCAAGAAUCUAAAGAUAGGAGUGAAGAUUUUCAUCAAUGAAGAUAGCCCAACUGCACUGUGUGAAUGUCUGGAAAAUGUAUUCACAGCCCUUCAAACCGAGUUCAUUGAGAAUGUUAUCCUUUCAUACAAUCCUGAUCACCUCCACAAGGGGGAACGUGAUGAUAAUGUCAAGACCACCUUCACGAAGGCAUCGCCUAUAUCCCUGGGAAGCACUGUUGUUCGCAAUUCCAGUACUGAAAUAGAAGCUGACAGCGACGCAGAUGCAAGAAAAUGCGAGGCCAUCUUGCCUGGCAUCAAGACGUUAUGGGCUGUACUGGAAGACUAUGUUAAAAAUGGCCGUGUCCUUCAACUAGGCGUGGCAGACGUGGGCGGUGGAUGUCUGUACAAACUGCACGCGUGGGCUGUUGUGAAGCCCACGAUAGCCCAGAUCAACCUCGCCUCGUGCUGCGUGGUGCCGCCCAGUCUUCAUACAUUCUGCAAGGCUAAUGAUGUUCAGCUCUUAACUCACGCUGACCCUGCAGAUUUAUUAUCCGUAGCAGCACUUAAGACCCUCUCAGACGCAGGUAUCGGUUGCAACAACCUGGAUUGGUGCGCGAGGUACCAGGUUCACAUAAAGUGUAGGGGUGUACUUGCCCUUAAAGGAUAUGUUUGUAAGGCCACUGUAGGAAAACAAUAG